Molecule: messenger RNA, 471 nt
Organism: Anopheles arabiensis
Lineage: Eukaryota; Metazoa; Arthropoda; Insecta; Diptera; Culicidae
Product: cecropin-A
Exons: 2
Coding region: 93-269 (58 amino acids)
Biological process (GO): defense response to Gram-positive bacterium; antibacterial humoral response; defense response to Gram-negative bacterium
Cellular component (GO): extracellular region
Source: RefSeq, a predicted model, not a curated record
AUGCAAAGGUAUCAACAGUCGGUUCAAAGCGUUCCUGCAGCAAACAUCUUAUCAACCCAGAGACCAACCAACUACCAAACAACCAAGCAACAAUGAACUUCUCCAAGAUCUUCAUCUUUGUCGUGCUGGCAGUGCUGCUGCUCUGCAGCCAGACGGAAGCGGGACGGCUGAAGAAGCUGGGAAAGAAAAUUGAGGGAGCCGGCAAGCGAGUGUUCAAGGCAGCAGAGAAGGCCCUGCCGGUGGUGGCAGGCGUUAAGGCGCUCGGUUAGAGCGUCAGCAGGAGGAUGGUUCUAUUCGUGCUUAAGACAACGGCUCUGCUAAGAUGACAUGGCAGAGAGAGAGAGAGAGGGAGAGAUGAAACAGCUUUAACAGAUCUGUGGGCAAGGGGGGGAAAAGUGAUAAAAUUAUAGCAUGUAGUAAACAGAUCUUGACUAGUUCGGCAAAUAAAUUUCACUUCUUAUCUAACUGCAA